AAUCGAGCCGAACAGAUGAGGCCUUCCCCGUCAUGAUGCACCACUUCUCGUCAUCCUCCUUUCCUCACCAAACCCUAACCCUAACCCUAGUCCUUAAAAGGAGAGACGAUUUUCCCCAGAUUUUUUUUUUCCCACAAGGGGGCUAAAUAUUUGCCACCAAUCGUUCAUGUCGAUUCCAUUCACACUUGCGGAUUUUGCCCCUCUUUUUUGCCGAUUUCUUUAGCAAUUCUCUAGGGUUAAAAAUUGCUCCUUUUUGGUUUUUCAUUUUCCGCCGCUAUAUAAGAUAGCGUGGAGUGUGUGGUCUUUCGUCUUCAUCUUCCGAUCCGGCGAUGGGAUCGCCAUUCCUCCUCCAACCCUCUCGCUCGCUGACGGCAGAAGCUAUGGCGGCUGCCGGCCAGUCCCAGGAUGACCUGAAGCGCAUCGCCGCCCUCCGCGCCGUGGAGCUGGUGCGGUCCGGCAUGGUCCUUGGCCUCGGCACCGGCUCCACCGCCGCCCACGCCCUCGACCGCAUAGGCGACCUCCUGCGCGGCGGCGACCUCCGUGACAUCGUCGGCAUCCCCACUUCCGAAUGGGCCGCCGCCCGCGCUGCGGCCGCCGGCAUCCCCCUCACCGAUCUCGCCGCGCACCCGGUGGUCGACCUGUCCAUCGACGGCGCGGACGAGGUCGACCCGGCGCUCAACCUUGUGAAGGGCCGCGGCGGCUCCCUCCUCCGGGAGAAGAUGGUGGAGGGCGCCAGCCGCCGCUUCGUCGUCAUCGUCGACGACUCCAAGCUCGUUCCGCGCCUCGGAGGCAGCGGCCUCGCCAUCCCCGUUGAGGUCAUCCCCUUCGGCUGGGCCCUCACUCUCCGCCGACUACAGAACCUCUUCGACGGCACGCCCGGCUUCAACCUCAAGCUCCGUACGGCUUCAAUCAACGCCAAAGCUAGCGCCUUUACCGAAAAAGAAUCCGAAAUUGAGCCAUUUGUGACGGAUAACAAGAACUACAUCGUGGACCUGUUCUUCGAGGAUGGAAUCCACGGAGAUCUACAGGCCAUCAGCGAUGACCUCCUGAGGAUCACCGGCGUGGUCGAGCACGGAAUGUUCCUCGGAUUGGCGACGUCCGUGAUCGUAGCCAGGAAGGAUGGGGUGGUGUUGAUGGACAAAGAGGCGAAGUCAAAUGGUUUCUGAGAGGCAUGUGAUCGAGUUCAAAGCUAAAUUAUGUGUUGUUUCAAACAUCAUAAAGAAACCAGUUUUGACAGUAUGGAAACAUCAACUGUCUCCAUUAAGCUUCGACUGCUAAUUCAGUGAUGGAUAAACAAUCAAGUUUCAGUAGAUUUAUUUUGGAUUACAGCCUUACAGAUCUCUGUCUUGAACUGUCUUUUCUUAGUUUUCUAAGUUGUGUAUCAAGUUUCAGAGAUUGAAAUGCAGUAGAUAGCUAUCA
Molecule: messenger RNA, 1419 nt
Organism: Zingiber officinale
Lineage: Eukaryota; Viridiplantae; Streptophyta; Magnoliopsida; Zingiberales; Zingiberaceae
Product: probable ribose-5-phosphate isomerase 2
Exons: 1
Coding region: 330-1166 (278 amino acids)
Biological process (GO): pentose-phosphate shunt, non-oxidative branch
Molecular function (GO): ribose-5-phosphate isomerase activity
Source: RefSeq, a predicted model, not a curated record